GAAAUGUUCCGUAGAGGAGUAACAGCUGGGGUCGAAGUCUUAAAGCGUUGUUACUCCACCACAAAUACUCCGGCGAUGAGGUUGUUACAGUUUUUGCGUGAUGGUAAAUCUCUGGUGGGCGUGGAGACCGCUCCCGGGGGUGACAUCGUCGACCUGUCACAAGUAAAACCAGCCUUGCCUACCGACAUGAGAAGCUUUAUUGAAGGCGGACAAGCAAACAUCCAGGCGGCCAAAAGUGCUGUAGAUAGCGGUCAGUAUAAAGUGCCCAGGUCAGAGGUCAAGGUCAUUGCCCCAAUCUACAACCCUGACAAAGUGCUGUGUAUCGGGAUGAAUUACAAGGAUCACUGUGAAGAGCAGAAUGCCCCGGUUCCCGUGGAGCCUGUCAUCUUCAACAAAUUUCCGAGUUGUAUUAUUGGUCCCACAGACGACAUACACUUUCCUGAGGAAACACAGAAACUAGAUUGGGAGGUUGAACUGACCAUUGUCAUCGGCAAGGAGGCCAAGCGUGUUCCGGAGUCUGAAGGUAUGAACUACAUAUACGGCUACACAGUUGCUCACGAUGUCAGCGCUCGGGACUGGCAGAUAGAGGCUGGACGCAACGGUGGACAGUGGGUCAUCGGGAAGGCCAUGGACGAUUUCUGUCCCCUUGGGCCUGUCAUUGUCACCAGGAAUGAAAUUAACGAUCCUCACAACCUGGCCCUGCAGUGUUUGGUCAACGGUGUGGUGAAACAGGAUAGCAAUACAAACCAGCUCGUCCACAAAUCUGCCGCAAUCGUGUCUUUUAUUACUAGGUUCAUGACCUUGAAACCCGGUGACCUGAUCUUGACUGGAACGCCCCCUGGUGUCGGAGUAUUUAGGAAACCACCAGAGUUUCUUAAGAAAGGCGAUGUUGUUGAGUGCAAAAUUGAGGGGAUUGGAAGUGUCAUCAACAAGGUUAUUUAGCUCGACAAGUAACUAUGUAACAAAAUCAUUAACUCUCUCUCUACUUGUCAAGAUCAGAAAAAUUCCUUGUUAUUACAAAUUUGUAUGUGUUUAAUGUGAUACUCUAAAAAAAAAAUCUGAAGCAAGUUGUUGAAUUAAUUGAACUGCACUUUUCACGCAAAUAUAUUUACUGCUGUAUUUUCACUCUUUACUUCUAGUCAACAUGAAUGACUUACCCUUAUUGAAAAUAACCAGUUCAGCAUGGAGUGUUGGAUCACGGACUAAUUCCUGGGUUGGAUCACGGUCUAAUUCCGUGGUUGGAUCACGGACUAAUUCCGUGGUUGGAUCACGGACUAAUUAUGUGGUUGGAUCACGGACUAAUUCUGUGGUUGGAUCACGGACUAAUUCCGUGGUUGGAUCACAGACUAAUUCUGUGGUUGGAUCACGGACUAAUUCUGUGGUUAAAUCACGGACUAAUUCUGUGGUUGGAUCAUGGACUAAUUCCGUGGUUGGAUUACAGAUUAAUUCCGUGGUUGGAUCACAGACCAAUUCUGUGGUUGGAUCACGGACUAAUUCUGUGGUUAGAUCACGGACUAACUCUGUGGUUGGAUCACGGAGUAAUUCCGUGGUUGGAUCACGGACUAAUUCCGCGGUUGGAUCACAGACUAAUUCCGUGGAUGGAUCACGGACUAAUUCUGUGGUUAGAUCACGGACUAACUCUGUGGUUGGAUCACGGAGUAAUUCUGUGGUUGGAUCAUGGACUAAUUCCGUGGUUGGAUCACGGACCAAUUCUGUGGUUGGAUCACGGACGAAUUCUGUGGUUAAAUCACGGACUAAUUCUGUGGGUGGAUCAUGGACUAAUUCCGUGGUUGGAUCACGGACUAAUUCUGUGGUUGGAUCAUGGACUAAUUCUGUGGUUGGAUCACGGAUUAAUUCCGGGGUUGGAUCAAUUCAGCAUUUUAUUGCCUAGAGCAACCUGUCCAUUAAGAUUGGUACAAUUGUGUAUUCGGUUCCUUAUAAAAGCAAACAAGGAGGCAAGUUGGUGAAUUCUUGUUAAGUGUAUUUGACUUCCAUUGUAUGGAGAGAGCAGCUGUCACAUUACUCACGUAGACUAGUAAUGAUAUAUUUAUAUACACCUAAUUGAAUGAAAUUUGAUAAUCAAUUCAUACUCAAGAUGCCAUAUUUUUUUGUAAUAUCCAAGAAUUUAAACUAAUAUAAUUUUGUGUUGAUCAUGUAUUAUGUAAUACAUUUGUAACUCAUCAAAAGAUGGUCAAUGAUUAAGUUUCUUUUUCUUUACUUUUUCGUCAUUAUUUUUGUAUCUGAUUUAGUAUCAUUAUGUGAAGUGUGUAUGAUUUUGAAGUAUGGAAUGUAAUAAGGGAAAAUUAAAUACUGCAUUUAUUAAGAAAGAAAGAUUGGUAUUAAUCAUUGUGGAUUAAUGUGCAUUUGGUUUACAAAGGAUAGUCUGGUAUUAGCCGUAUUUCUGUAUGAUGAUGUACUCGAUCUCUAGGUACAUUAUUGAAAUGGUUGUUAAGUGUUAAUGAGGAGACAAAGAGACAAACAGAUUAAUUGUGUUCAAGCCUUACAUACCCGGUAUACAUGUACAGUUAUUAUAGCUUUGUAUGUCAACUUGUCAUAUCAAUGUUUAUGAAUAUUUCUGCAAUAAAAAAACUGUUCAAAUAUAGACUUAAUGUCUAUAUAGAUAUA
Molecule: messenger RNA, 2625 nt
Organism: Mizuhopecten yessoensis (Yesso scallop)
Lineage: Eukaryota; Metazoa; Mollusca; Bivalvia; Pectinida; Pectinidae
Product: fumarylacetoacetate hydrolase domain-containing protein 2-like
Exons: 7
Coding region: 4-942 (312 amino acids)
Molecular function (GO): hydro-lyase activity
Source: RefSeq, a predicted model, not a curated record